ACAAACAGAGGACGGACCGGGGCGCGGGAGCGAGCGCAGGCUGGCCAUGGGGCACGGGGCAGCGUCGCCCGCGCGCACUCCGCACACCACACCACACCGCUGUCCGCGCCCUGACCGGCUGGCGCGAGCCUGACCGCCGCGGUGCUGCUGGCGUUGUUUUGGCGGGUUUUGGUCAGCAGACGGGCUGGAACAUGGCGCCGUCGGGCUCGCGGAACAUCAGGGGGGGCUGCCGGAGAGUUCUGUACUGGAUCCCGGUUCUGUUCAUCUGCCUGAUCGUCGCCUGGUCCUACUACGCCUAUGUGCUGCAGCUCUGCAUCGAAACAGUGGAGAACCUGGGAGAGAAAAUAGUUUACCUCCUGGCGUAUCAUGUGCUCUUCAUCUUGUUUGUGUGGUCAUACUGGCAAACCAUCUUCACCAAACCUAUGAAUCCACUCAAAGAGUUCCACCUGUCUCACUCGGACAAAGAGCUGCUGGAGCGAGAGGAUCGCGGGGAAUCUCAGCAGGAGAUUUUGAGAAGAAUCUCGAAGGAUUUACCCAUUUACACCCGCACAACUUCUGGAGCUAUUCGUUACUGUGAGCGGUGCCACCUGGUGAAACCUGACCGAUGUCAUCACUGCUCAGUUUGUGAUAAGUGCAUCCUGAAGAUGGAUCACCACUGUCCGUGGGUAAACAACUGCGUGGGCUUCUCAAACUACAAGUUUUUUACACUGUUUCUCGCAUAUUCAUUGCUGUACUGCCUCUUCAUCACUGCAACAGACUUGCAGUACUUCGUUCAGUUCUGGACUGCUGGUGGUAAAGCCCACGAUCGGCUGAGAGAGUACUGGAACGGGCUGCCCGACACACAAGCCAAGUUCCACAUCAUGUUCCUGUUCUUCGCCUCCUCGAUGUUCUCCGUUAGUCUGGCUUCACUGUUCGCCUAUCACUGCUGGCUCGUCUGCAAAAACAGAUCUACCCUGGAGGUUUUCCGAGCUCCUGCCUUUCGCCACGGAACCGACAAGAACGGCUUCAGUCUGGGGGUCAGCAAGAACUUGCGUCAGGUCUUCGGUGAUGAAAAGAAAUACUGGCUUUUGCCUGUUUUUUCCAGUCAGGGUGAUGGCUGCUCCUUCCCCACCUGUCUGGUGAACCAAGACCCUGAACAGCCUGCCUCACCGUCCGGACACGCUGCUGCCAAGAGUACUGAAGGAGAAACGCAUCCGUUUCCUGCUAAACCUCUCAGAGAGUCCCAGAGCCGCCUGCUGAGUAACGGACAGACCUGGACAGACAGCGAGGGGCCGGAGGAUAAAGACAGACAAGGCACAAGCAACCCAGCCCUGACUAUAGAAAAGGAGACAUAGAUUUGGUUUGCUUAUGGAGAAAAAGAUCCUUUGUGGUCCUGCGUUUUGUCCACGGAACAGUAAAGCGUGGUCUCCGGGCUGAGGAGGCCGGUCCGCUGCGGCGCCGGAUCAUUAUUCAUUGGGUUUCUAUCUAAUUGCUUGAGUAGGGUGCUUCUAUAGAAAAGCUGACUGUGCAGGAUUUCCAGUAUGUAUAUUCAUAAGGACGUGGUCAGAAAGCACGGAGCGCUUUGUGCUCUGUGGAGACGCUGUGUUCGUACACUGUGCCUGAAGAUAACGCUCACUGAAACAGUUGCACUCUGGGUAACAUUCGACUUGCACACGUUUGGUGACCCAGUCGGUAGAACUCCGAGAACCGCGAUUUUAAAAUGAUCACCAAAGUGAUUAAUGUACAGCUAAUUAAUGCCUUGAUCAUGCGUAUCUUCGAUAUGUGGUGGCGAUUGUAUUUAAGGCUCAGUUUUUCUCUCAGUUGGGGGUGAGGCGUCGUGGUUGUGUGCAUGCUGUGUGGUGAAUAUGUAUACGCUGUGUUUCAGAUCUGAAACCUGAGAGCCUGUUACACAACCUGAGGCACUGUAAUACGUACUGUGAUAGCUGUGUCAUGAAGUGCUGUCCAAUAUGCAGUAGAACUCUUUCACGUAAACAUUAAAAGUACAUUUUUUGUGUGUUUUUCUUAUUGAUGAGUGUAGGCAGUUAGGAGUUAUUUGUAUUCUUAAUGAUGUAGGCGAUGAUGAUGGUCUGUCCUGAUGAUAACCAGUGUUUACUGGCUCUGCUGUAAUAUCGUAAGGUUUUGUUUUAAGGUUCAUUGCCACAGAAAGUCAAAUAAAUCGAAAACAUUUUAGUAUAUAAAAAUAUUAUGGGCUCUUGAAAUAUUAAAGGGGCACUCCAGCCUAAAUGAAAAAUGUAAGCAUCUCUAUAUUCAAUUCAAUUCAGUUCAAAUGUAAUUUAUUUAUAACAGACUCCCACUAUUUAAAACUCCCUCACACUAAGAGAAAGAAACCUGGAGGGGAUCCAAGACAUCCAUUGUAAACAACUCUAUUGUAACCCUUCCUGAUGAUGUAUUUUAAAGGUGGGAGGAGCUUUUGGUGGAUUUUAGGUGCAGACUGUUUUAAGUGACCCAUUUUUUUCAUUACAUUACAUUGUUAGAGUAGCUCAACACACUAAAGAUCUCUGCAUACGUCCUGCAAAAUGAAGUUUGUGAGAGUUACACAAAGCUGAACACGCCUUUUUGUUGCUUCGUUUUGCAUGUUGCCUGUCGUUCCACAACUGUGGGUGAUGCUAGGAAAUUUGUGGAGUUAAGUUUCAUGACUACUGGAAUACAAUGAUCACUUUUUGUGCUCUCGUUCGAGAAGAAAACAGGCUCUUCCAUGGCAACGUGAGAAAUAUGGAAAGUGUAUAAGUGUUGUUGUGAAAUAGCUACGCUUUGGGAGGAGGAACAUGCCUGAAGCUCCUCCCCUUUCGAAUCUGGCAUCUCAUAAGUACCCUGGACAUCUCUUUUGUGUUACAACAAGUUUUCUCACCAUCCACCACUUAUAGGAGAAGGGGGUACUGGCUUUCUACGAUAAGCAGAACCUCCCCAAACUCUAGCCUAAAGUUUCUCCCCUCUCGUUCUCUUUUCCCGCAUAGCCAUAAACUGAUGACAUUUUUUUGAGGAGCAAAACAUAUUUGAGUGAAAAAACGUGAAAGGUUUUUAUUUUUAUUUUUUUAUAUUUUACACUUCUACUUAGUGAUAAAACUCUUGCAUCCAGACUGCAGUUGAAAAAACAGGAGGACCUGAGUGAAUUUUUAGGCUUUCUCAGUCACUUGACAUCCUGUUCAGUAGCUCCUCCAUUUCCACUUGGUGUUGUUUACAUGGAUCUCCAUGGAAACACACGUCCAGAAUGUGAUUACGGUGCAUGGCAGUGCACAAAUAGCUAUUUUGUUAAACGCAUGGUGAUGAAACUCAGAGAUGUGCGUCCGGUAACCACAUGGCCUCCACAUGUCUGAACACGUGCUUUUUUUUUUUUUUUUAGCAGCGGCAGCCUUAAAGCUGUGCACCUCAGUUCUGCACAAUUUUACGCAGAUAUUUCCAGUUAGUCAAAAUAAUGCUUUUAUUCCCAGAAAAACGAUGUUAUUUACCUUUUAAAAAGCCAUUUAAAUGCCUGAUUAUUUUUGUUUUGCUGUUUUCCUCGGGUUUUGAGUGCUUUAUAUAUUAUAUCGCUGAAAACAAAAACAAUGCGAUGUCAAAUUUUCCAAUAUCGUGCAGCCCUAGUUUACAAGAUUGCUUAAGUAAUCAGAUAACUUUAGUAUUUUUUUAAUUGCAUGUAAACACACUCUGUAUUGUGCUGGCACAGGCGUCUGUUAGCUGAUGUACCAGGGCUGAGGAUCCAGCACUUUCCUCCAGAAGUGUUUCUGCCCAGUGAUGCUCAUUGAAAGAGCAUCGACAAAACAACAGAACAUCAUGAAUUGUCUCAAGCCAUGGUUGAGGUAUAUAAUGUGCCGUGACAGAAGCCUAAUAAAUCACAUCAUAAUAAAUAACUCUGUAUUAAAUGCUAGCUUUAGUCUGGAGAGCCCCUUUACCAUUUCCAAUACUGUACCAUGAAUACACUCCUGAGCUGUGUGGGACCAAAAGAGCAGGAGGAGGGGUUUUAAUUAAAUACGCCUCCACAGAGAGAAUGAACUACAGCCAGCAGGAAAACAAUGAGACGGUUUGACCUCAUAAGCACAGAAAGAAGAAGAAAUGCUGGCUCAUUUGCACUUUAUAAAACUACUUUACAUGUGAAUACACUUAAACCUGCUUGCAGUUUUAUUAUGUUUUUCCAUUGUGAAAAUAAAAACAAUACUGAUGCUUUACCAAUAGAUAGUUAGAAAAUAAUCUAGAUGUUUCUACUACAGUUUGCAGUCUGAAUUUUGUUUUGUUGGUUUAUAGAAAGGGUUUUGUGCUUUUCUGAUUUUUUUUCCCAUAUAUACUGGUGCAUCUCAAAAAAAUUAAAUAUCAUUGAAAAAAAAUAUCAUUUUUUCCAGUAAUUCAGUUCAAAAUGGAAAACACAUAAAAUAAAUAGAUGUGACACACACAGAGGGAUCGAUUUUAAGUGUUAAUUUAUUUUAUUGUUAAUGAUUAUGACUACAGGCAAUAAAAAAACCCAAAAUAAGUGUCUCAGACAAUUAGAAUGUUAUAUAAGACCAAUUGGUGUGGAAAGUGUGCCUGCUAGAAAAUGAAAUCCGUUGGUCCACUGUGUCUCCAAACUAUCACUGAUUGGUGGAAACUUCACACGAGACCUUGAGCAGUUUGGACUGUGUCUCUCCACUCUUCCUCCAGACUCUGCUCCCUUUAUUUACAAAAGAAAUAUACAAUUUACUGAUGAUCAGUGAUGGUUUGGAGAGACAUGUCAUCUGCUGGUGUUGAUCCACUGUGUUUUAUUAUUAAGUCUAAAGUCGGUGCAGUUUUGUUUUCCCACAAAAUCUUACAGCACUUCAUGCUUCCCUCUGCUGAGGACAACUUUUAUAGAGAUGCGGAUUUCAUUUUCCAGCAGGACUUGGCACACUGCCCACACUGACAAAAGUACCAUUCUGAUUUUCUGAGAUACUGAUUUUUGGGUUUUCAUUGGCUGUAAGCCAUAAUCAUCAACAAUCUAUCUAUAAUAGAGUUUUACAUUUCAACAUAAAUUACUGAAAUAAAGUAACUUUUUAAUGAUAUUCUAAUUUUUUUGAGAUGCACCAGUAUAUUCCAAAUUGUGGCACUAUAUGUUAGGGGGUUGCAUAGACUAAUUGACUAGUUGAUUAGGACAUCUACAGUUUGCCGCAGUAGGGAAAUGUCUAGUGAUCACAAACAGCAGCAGUAGAUGGAAAAAAAAGCAAAUUCCUUUUUUUUUUUUCUUUUUUUUUUUGCUUCAGCUUAGGAACUCAUAACUAGUCUAGACUAAUCGAUUACUUCUCUGAAAAGCUAGUCGACUAGCAAAGAUUAAAAUUAGUAGUCAUGCAACCCCUAAUACUGUAUGUUGAGACAAGUAAAAUAUAUAAAUAUGGCUGCAAAUACUGGAUUAUAAAGUGACACCAUGCUUGAAGUCAGGUAUGAUGUUUACAGUCACUACACACACACUGCUGAAGAUUUACUAGUGGUUUUGGGUGGACGGUGGAAAAGUUCCUAAGGGCUCUAUUUCUAUUUGAUACUGCCUUUUAUUUAACAUGAUUCUAAAACUACGGCAUGAUAAACAACACUGAUAUUUUUUGAAAAUAUGAAAAACACAGACAAGCUAAGACUUUCUAUGUGAAUGUGUUAAGUGUUUUUUAACGUGCCUGUUUAUAGUCUUUAUCGUGGAAUCUGUCCAACAUAAGACUGACCAUCAUACCACAUUCCAUUAAUCAUGUGAUAUAUUAGCUUAGUGUAGCGUAGCAUAGCGUAGGUCUAGCGUAAGGUUAGCUACAGCCUCUGCUGUUCUUUAUGUACGUUUUUUCCUUUUAUUGUAGAAUUAAACAAAAAAAAGUAUUAAAAAACAUAUUUUGGACUCGAGAAGACCAAAUGAACUGUACCCUACUGUACUCUACUGUACUGUGCUACAUAACCUCAUUAUUACAUUAUUUCUCAUGGACCAUUUAAUGAUAGGACCUUAAUGAAUGUUUUCAGUUGAAAUACUGUAAUAAAUCCUAUGUUUUAUGUA
Molecule: messenger RNA, 5965 nt
Organism: Astyanax mexicanus (Mexican tetra)
Lineage: Eukaryota; Metazoa; Chordata; Actinopteri; Characiformes; Acestrorhamphidae
Gene: zdhhc2
Product: zinc finger DHHC-type palmitoyltransferase 2
Exons: 14
Coding region: 192-1334 (380 amino acids)
Biological process (GO): peptidyl-L-cysteine S-palmitoylation; protein targeting to membrane
Cellular component (GO): Golgi apparatus; endoplasmic reticulum
Molecular function (GO): protein-cysteine S-palmitoyltransferase activity
Source: RefSeq, a predicted model, not a curated record